UGAACAUGGCCAACAUCCCCGCCGUCCUGACUUCGAAAGCGGGCGACGACUCUGGCGAGACAGAAGGAGAUAUUGUGGAUAUGCGUACAUCGGCGGUGCAGUUCUAUAACAAUCUGGAGAGAGACUCAUACACCAAACAGUGGCCCACUCAACUACAGAUG
Molecule: messenger RNA, 161 nt
Organism: Sphaeroforma arctica JP610
Lineage: Eukaryota; Ichthyosporea; Ichthyophonida
Exons: 2
Source: RefSeq, a predicted model, not a curated record